GCACUAGAUCUCCUACAAAGGGAGUUACUGCUUAUGAUAGGGCCUGUCAUUAUAGGACCGAUGCAGGAGCACGAGGAGCCUCAGCCUGAGUAGCCGCGAGAGACGACGCCGAUGCAUGAUGAGCUAGGGUAUGAUGGGUAGAGGGGCCAGUCUAGGUCAAAGCCGGCAGUUGAGGAUGGUGAGAGAGGUGCGAUGGGACCCUCAUCAUUGGACGGAUCACCGUUACUGAGCGAGAGUCGAUUGGCUGAGCAGCCAAAUGAGCCUGAGGGUUCAUUGACUGCCCAACUAUAUGACAUGGAAUCUCCUAGUAUGCAGAUGCGACAGGAGGUAUCCCAGCCCCCGGCCAUGGACAUGGAGAUAGAGCGAGUUGAGGCCGAGGUCUUGGGGCUAGAUAGAGAGGGUCUUAUGGAGGACAUGCAGACCCAGCGAGUGGAGACGUCACCAUUAGACUUUGGGGAUACUCCACGACGAGAUGGUGAUCAGGCUAAGGCCAGUAUGAGGGGGCACAUUGAGGCAGGCACGGAGCAUACACAGAACGCAUCUUCGACUCAUGAGGAGGAGAGCAUGCCGGAGUCUCGGGGACCGAUAGAUCAUGAGUCCGUCAUGAGGGAUGCAUGGCUAGCCGAGGAGAUGGGACGGAUGCCAUCAUUACAUUUUCCAGGUUGGCUGGCUUUUGAGCGACUGGGCCAGGUCGCGAGACCACACUUGUCAGUUGAUCAGACCACUUGUGGGCUCAGGGUACUGUAUGACGACUUAACCUUGCAGAGGAACUAUAUUGGUAGUGGCCUCGAAGCAGCUCGACUAGCGAUAGAGCAGGUUCGGGAUUACACGAGGAGAGUUGCCAUCCGAUCCUUUGAGUUGAGUUGCGACAGACAGAUGGAGCACGAUGCACUGAGAGAGGUGGAGGAGGUUAGGAUGAGGAGACGGACAGGAGAGGAUCCUAUGCUUGAGGGCGAGCGUACGCAUGCGGAGGAGGAGCUUCAGGCGAGAUUGUUGUCUGAUGCCUCAGUACGAGAGUUGGUGGGAGUGACUGAGCAUGUCAAGAGACUCGCGCAGACCGAGGUUGCACGAGGAGAGGUGCUUCAGGAUGCCGUACAAUGGAUCGGUGCUCUCGAGCGGGAGAACAGAGGACUGAGAGACACGGUACGUGAUCUUGUCACUAGCGCCGAGCGGGCAAGACAGUCCACCUCGAGGCUCGAGCAGAGGAUUACUGACCUAGAGGGAAGUAGGAGGCGUCAGGCCACCACAGAUGUGGUUAACGAGAGGAGGACUAAGGAGCAGCAGAUUCCUCUUGGACAGACACAUGUCUCUCAUGAGGUAGAGCCAGGUGGAGUGAGACUGGAUAUCCCACGRCGAGACUCGCCGACGGAGGAGCCACUUGGGGCUAUGGGGAUGACAUGUGAGGAAGCAGCAGUCGUCGACAAGCUCAUGCUUGAGCCAGACGAGAUCGAGAGGAGAAGAGGGGCAGAGGCACGAGGUUUGGACUGGGUCUCUCCCUCAGAGUCGGCGGUUCAGAGGGAUGCAUGGCGAGGAUUGGGUGGAAGACAUGACGAGCGAGAGAGAGUUUCAGAGCUACGAGAUGUCAUGCCACAAGAGGACACGAGCGGGUCAGCAACAAUACUGCCGACGACUCUGCCGCUUACACCAGCUCCAGUUUUGGGGCCGAUGGACGACAUAAUGCACCUCCUUUCUUCAGGGUCUGAGAAAUGUGACGAGGAGGCGAUGUUUGAGAGAGUCUCGAGGAUGUUGAGUCCUGAUACAGUCGACAAAGCCAUACAUGAUGUGACAAUCCGACUCGAGAGGGCACAGACUCAGAUCUUACCCAAGCCUUAAAAGGCGAAGGUAGAGGGCAGCUGUACAGGUAAUAUGUGCUCAUGGUGUGAUAGAGGAGUGCACGAUAGAGUUGUUUGCCCCGCCUUCCAGGUUGACCUCAUGAGGCAAGUCGUGCAGUUCGAUGGAUAGGGGAUGGUCAGGGAUAUGCGUGGCGCUCGUCUUCCAACACGACGUCAUGGUGCUAGGAAAGUUGUGUAUGAUAGACGAGGCCUAGAGCUGAGGGAGGGUGAGUGACAUAUUACAUGACCACGAGACGC
Chara braunii is the source of this 2090-nucleotide messenger RNA. The record is from the annotation of a GenBank genome assembly. NCBI's taxonomy places the organism in Eukaryota, Viridiplantae, Streptophyta, Charophyceae, Charales, Characeae.